CAGAGGAGAAUGGCUGCAGAAAACACCUCCUCUGUGACAGAGUUUAUCCUCGCAGGCUUAACGGACAAGCCAGGACUCCAGAUCCCCCUCUUCUUCCUGUUUCUAGGUUUCUACGUGCUCACCGUAGUGGGGAACCUGGGCUUGAUAAUACUGAUCGGGCUGAACUCUCACCUUCAUAUUCCCAUGUACUUUUUUCUCUUCAACUUGUCCUUCAUAGAUUUUAGUUUCUCUACUGCCAUCGUCCCCCGAAUGCUUAUGAGUUUUGUCUCAAAGAAGAAUAUCAUCUCCUACGCAGGGUGUAUGACUCAGCUCUUUUUCUUCUGUUUCUUUGUCUUUUCUGAAUCCUUCAUUCUGUCAGCGAUGGCGUAUGACCGCUAUGUUGCCAUCUGUAAACCAUUGUUGUACAUGGUCACCAUGUCUCCUCGGGUGUGUUUAUUCCUUUUGUUGGGUGUCUAUGGGAUGGGGGUUUUGGGGGCUACAGCUCAUAUAGGAAAUAUAGGGUUUCUGACCUUUUGUGCUGACAACCUUGUCAAUCAUUAUAUGUGUGAUGUCCUUCCCCUCCUUGAGCUCUCCUGCAAUAGCUCUUACAUCAAUUUACUGGUGGUCUUCAUUGUUGUGACCAUUGGCAUUGGGGUGCCUAUUGUUGCCAUUUUUAUCUCUUAUGGUUUCAUUAUUUCCAGCAUUUUUUACAUUAGCUCCACUGAAGGCAGGUCCAAAGCCUUCAGUACCUGCAGUUCCCACAUAAUUGCAGUUUCACUUUUCUUUGGGUCAGGAGCUUUUAUGUACCUCAAACCACCUUCUAUUAUACCCCUUGACCAGGGGAAAGUGUCUUCUCUGUUCUAUACCAUUGUUGUGCCCAUGUUCAACCCAUUAAUCUAUAGCCUGAGGAAUAAGGAUGUCAAAUGUGCCCUAAAGAAAACCUUGGGUAGAAUAACCUUCUCUUGA
Messenger RNA from Pteropus alecto (black flying fox), 945 nucleotides. Its product is annotated as olfactory receptor 8B12. Lineage: Eukaryota; Metazoa; Chordata; Mammalia; Chiroptera; Pteropodidae. Gene Ontology annotation, molecular function: olfactory receptor activity; G protein-coupled receptor activity; odorant binding. The coding region runs from base 10 to 945 and encodes 311 amino acids. Gene Ontology annotation, cellular component: membrane. The record is from RefSeq and is a predicted model, not a curated record. The transcript has a single exon. Gene Ontology annotation, biological process: sensory perception of smell; G protein-coupled receptor signaling pathway.